AUGGACUCUAGUGAAAUUAUUUCUAAUCCAAUCUGCCCUAAUAAACCAAAAAUUCCUUAUUAAAUAACCAAGACUUUUUGUCCUUAAUAAGAAAAUUCAAGCUAUUUGAAUUGGUAAGAAUAAGGGAAUGAUAAACCUAAUUCUGAAUAAACUUAACUCUAUGGAAUGUCUGCUUAUAAUAUACUUACAGGAUAAAAUCAAUUUGAUGGACAUUGCUGUAGCAAAAUGGCAGAAAUGACUCGAAACAAUUAAAAGCAACUUUAAGGAUAAUUGGCAACUAUGUAAUAAUUGAAUAUAUUAAUAACUGAACAUUAAAAAUUAUUAGAUCGAUCGUAUUAAUAAUUAAUAGAUGAAAAAUAAAAGAAAGAUUAAUAAUUAGCAAGAAGUUUAGACAUCAGUUAAGACUUGUUAAAUAAAGAUAAGAUUAUCAAUUAAUGGAAAUCUAAAUAUGAAAAGGAAAUCUCUUUAAAUUAAUAAAGAGACAGUAAAAUUGAGUAAGAUUCAAUUUUCUAAUUAGACUAUUAAAAUAAAAGAUUGAAGAAGCAAAAGAAAAACAGUAACAAUCAGUAACAAUAAUUGGAUUAUAGGAUGAAAUCAAUACUUGGAAAAAUAGGUAUCUUAAUCUAAACAAAACAUUUGAUGAAACAAAAUAAAAGCUAGUUGAACUUUAACAUGAAUCAGAAAUCUUGAAAAACCAAUAACCUAAUCAAGAUGAGUCUUCUUAAUCUACAAUUACUACAACAACAGUUAAAAGAACAAAAAAAUAAGUUGAAUGA
This is a messenger RNA of Paramecium sonneborni, 776 nucleotides long. The record is from the annotation of a GenBank genome assembly. Lineage: Eukaryota; Ciliophora; Oligohymenophorea; Peniculida; Parameciidae.